Messenger RNA from Centropristis striata (black sea bass), 4102 nucleotides. It is a transcript of the gene vcam1b, whose product is annotated as vascular cell adhesion molecule 1b. The transcript has 10 exons. Gene Ontology annotation, biological process: cell-cell adhesion. NCBI's taxonomy places the organism in Eukaryota, Metazoa, Chordata, Actinopteri, Perciformes, Serranidae. Gene Ontology annotation, cellular component: membrane. The record is from RefSeq and is a predicted model, not a curated record. Bases 33 to 2588 code for a protein of 851 amino acids.
AUAAAGAGGUUCAGGAGGCGUUCUGCUCUCAGAUGUUCGAAGGAUUCAGAGAAACAUCGACACAAAGGAGACGCAGCAGGAGAGAGAUGUCUGUCUGCAGGAUCUCUGCUCUGUCAGCUGUGCUGCUGAUGUCAUCGUGGUGCGUUCAGGGUCUGCGUGUGGACGUGUUUCCUAAGCGUCCUCUGUUCCGGCUGGGCGGGCGCCAGCAGGUGGCGUGCCGGGUCCAGGACUGUCCCACGAUGCCCAGCGUGUCCUGGUCCCUGCUGGGGGACCGGUACCUGACGGCCUCCGUCACCACCAACAGUACGCACUCCCUCGUGACCUUUGACCCCGUGAUGACGGAGCACGAGGGCACGCUGCUCUGUAAGGUCGUCUGCAGCGGCGAGACCAAGCAGAGCGGCACCACGCUGCAGGUCUACGCCUUCCCAUCAGCCCCGGCGGUCUCGGGUCAGGACCGGCUCCGUCUGGGGGCGGAGUCUCGUCUCACCUGCCAGGUGUCGGAGGUCUACCCCACCGAGCUGCUGACCCUCAGCUGGCUGAGAGGGGACGCCGUCCUGCAGAGCAUCAUGGGAGAUCCUGGAUCCGGCUCGGUCCGGUCCCAGUACACAUUCACCCCCCGGGACCAGGACUCGGGAGGGAACAUCAGCUGCAGGGCCACGCUGGACCUCCAGGACCUGCCACCUGAGGACCGCACCAGGGAGACCAUGGUCCCCCUAAACCUGCUCUACGCUCCUGUCGUCACGGCGAUAUCAGACUCCGUAGUGGUGAUGGCGGGCUCGCCGCUGACGCUCAACUGCUCCGCGGAGGGAAACCCCGAGCCGUCGAUCAGCUGGAGCUUCCGGUCUCCAGACGGUCGGUCGGAGCGGCGGGCUUCAGGUCCUCAGAUGGACUUCCUGUUGGUGAGUCCGUCUGACUCGGGACGGUACGAGUGUGAGGCCCGAAACUCGGAGGGGACCCAGAGCGCCGCGGUGGAGGUCGCCGUGCACGCUCCGCCCACCAACACCGUCCUCUCCGUGAGUCCAGGUGAGACGGUGAUGGAGGGUCAGCAGGUGACGCUCACCUGUCACUCAGACGGAGCUCCGCCCCCCAAACUGGUGCUGAGGAGGGCGGGGGCGGAGCUUCAGAGGACAGACUCCGCCUCCUCCUCGCUCUCCUUCAACAUCUCCUCCGCCCAGCUGGAAGACUCCGCCCACUACCAGUGUGAAGCCUCCAACCAGUACGGAUCCCAGCUGGAGACCAGCACCGUCACUGUCACAGCUCAUCCUCUGCAGGUGGAGGUGAGUCCUCCGGUCUCAGGUGCAGACACCGGGUCGUGUCUAGUCCUGACCUGCAGAGCCUCUGGAUGUCUUCACCCUCCCAGCCUCACCUGGAGGAGGACCGACCACAACCGGACCGUCCUCCAGGAGACGGACCAGAACCGGACAGACCAGAACCGGACAGACCAGAACCGGACCGUCCUCCAGAGGACAGACCAGGACGGACUGUCGGUGCUGCGCCUGCAGGACCUGGACCUGCAGGACCAGGGAGGGUACAGCUGUGAGGCCGAGUGCGACUCUGUCAUCAGGACCGGAACCACCCAGGUCCACGUCUACUCGUUCCCGUCUGAUCCGGUUCUGGAGGAUCCAGGUCCGGUCCUGCUGGGUCAGGAGGCGGAGCUUCACUGCAACGUCACCAACGUCUUCUCGGCCAAUCAGAUGAGGAUCCUGUGGCUGUCGGGGAACACGACGCUGACGUCUGAGUCGUUUGGGUUCUCCGGUUCCUUACAGAACGUCUCGUCUGUCCUUCAGCACCGGGUCCAGGAGGAUCAGCCGGUCCUGAGCUGCCAGGCCGACCUGCUGGCGGAGGACGGGAAGGUGUGGCGGUCCAGGAGGACCAGUGUCUCCCUGCAGGUCCACUAUCCUCCAAGGAGAACCGUUCUCUCCGUGAGUCCAGGUGAGACGGUGAUGGAGGGUCAGCAGGUGACGCUCACCUGUCACUCAGACGGAGCUCCGCCCCCUAAACUGGUGCUGAGGAGGGCGGGGGCGGAGCUUCAGAGGACAGACUCCGCCUCCUCCUCGCUCUCCUUCAACCUCUCCUCCACCCAGUUGGAAGACUCCGCCCACUACCAGUGUGAAGCCUCCAACCAGUAUGGAUCCCAGCUGGAGACCAGCACCGUCACCGUCACAGCUCCUCCGAGGAACACCACGGUCCUCAUCCUGCCGUCUGCGGUGGUCCAGGAGGGACAGAACGUCACCGUCUGCUGCCAGACCAUCAGCUUCCCGCCGUCAGCCGUGGUCCUGAAGAAGCUGACCAAUGGGACGGAGCUAUACUCAACCAACGGCACCUUCCUAUUGGUCAACGUCACGGCCAGAGACUCCGGGCUCUACCAGGUCAAUGUUACCAACGAGCUCGGAUACCAGGUCAAAGUGUUCAGCAUCAGCGUCAGAGAGAGAAGCUCCAGUCCUCCUCCCAGCGUCAGCUCCGUCAUCAUCCCAGUCGCCUGCGCUGCCGCUGGGCUCGCAGCUACCGCCCUGCUCCUCGACUACCUGAGGAGGUCCAGGAAGAAAGGCUUCUAUCAGCUGCCCCAGUCUGCACCCCCCUCAGCCUGAGGCCAACACUGGGCUACCACCCCCCAAUGUGGCUACCACCUCCCUACACUGGGCUACCACCUCCCAGCACUGGGCUACCACCCCCCAAUGAGGCUACCACCUCCCUACACUGAGCUACCACCUCCCAGCACUGGGCUACCACCCCCCAAUGAGGCUACCACCUCCCUACACUGGGCUACUACCUCCCAUUGUGGCUACCACCUCCCUUCACUGGGCUACCACCUCCCAGCACUGGGUUACCACCUCCCAUUGCUGCUACCACCUCCCUACAUGUGGCUACCACCUCCCUACAUGUGGCUACCACCUCCCUACACUGGGCUACCACCUCCCUACAUGUGGCUACCACCUCCCUACACUGGGCUACCACCUCCCUUCAUGUGGAUACCACCUCCCACCACCAGGCUACCACCUACCAUUGUGGCAACCACCUUCCAACAUGCAGCUACCACCUCCCAACAUUCGGCUACCACCUCCCUACACUGGGCUACCACCUCCCAACAUGUGGCUACCACCUCCCUACGCUGGGCUACCAACUCCCAACACUGGAAUACCACAUCCCUACACUGGGAUACCACCUCCCUACACUGGGCUACCACCUCCCUUCAUGUGGAUACCACCUCCCAACACCAGGCUACCACCUCCCAUUGUGGCUACCACCUCCCAACAUGUGGCUACAACCUCCCAACACUGGGCCACCAACUCCCAAUGUGGCUACCACCUCUAAAUGUGGCUGCCAAGGGCUAACAUCUUUGUUUUGAUAUCCUGACAUGUUGCUAUCAGUCACUGAAAUGUGGCAACAUUUGGCUGUCAGACCCCAACAUGUGACUACCACUUCCUAAUGUGAAGCUACCAUUUCCUGACAUGUGAUUUUGAUAUUCUAGAAUAUGUCUUAACAUGUGGCUACCACCCACCUACAUGUGGCUACCAUCCCCCUACAUGUGGAACCGAUUCUCAACAUAUGACUACUACCUGUCAGCAGCUUGUAAAUUAAAUACUCAACUUUUGUUUUAUAACAUCCAAACACAUGGCUACUAGGAACCAAAAUGUGGCUACCAAAUUCCCCCACAUGGUUGCAUCAUGCCAGGACACUCCAACAUGAGACUACUUCCCUGGCAAAAUGUUACCACAUGUCGACUUACUUUUAUAACUAUCCAAUGCUGAACUACCACGUCUCAACCUGUGGCUACCACGUCUCAACCUGUGGCUACCACCAUCCAGCCUGAACUAUUGAUGGCCACAUGGCUCCAUAAUGUAACAUAUGAGAUCAUUCAUAUAUCAGCUUUGUGUCUGUGUUUUUAUCAGUGAACUGUUUCUGUGAGACUCGAGCUGACAGCAGAUCUUUGAGUGUUUUUAUAAAUGACCAGGAGAAAGUGUGAAAUGUUCUCUGCUGGUUUGGUACUCCUGCUUUAUGUUCUGCGUACAGAACUGCGUUGUUUGUGUUGAAUUAUCUGCUGGACUUCUGACCUGCGCUGAAUGUAGAUUUGUUUCUUUUAUUAAAGAUAUUUAUUUCUUCA